AAGUAAGAUUGUUGAUAAUAAAGUAUCAAAAUGUUGGUAUUGUUGAUAUUUUCCUUUUUAUCAUUUAUAACUUGUGGGCAAGCAAAAGUGUCUUGUAGUUUAGUACAAUGUCAUAAACCGUUAUGCAAAUCAGGUAUUUUGAUAAAAGAUCCAAGUGGUUGUUGCAAAAUCUGUGAAAAAAUACAAAAAGGAGAUGUGUGUGGAGGAUCAAACAAGCGUGUUUGUGAUGACCAUCUGUUUUGUAUGAUGAGCAAUACCUAUUUAAAACAAGGAAUAUGUGAACCUACUAAAAUUGACUGCAAAAGUAAAUUGGAUCCUGGACCAUGCUUUGCUUAUUUAAAAAAAUGGUUUUACAAUCAUGUUACAAAAAAGUGUCAACAGUUUGUUUACGGUGGAUGUCGUGGAAACAACAAUAGAUAUGACAGUAAAGAUGCUUGUGAUAAGUCAUGUGUCAAGUCUACCUAGACAAGUUUCAACUACUUUUUGUCACUAAAAAUAUUUUUACAAUUCUUUAUUGAAAAAGUUUAUAUUAAAACAAUAUGCAAUUUGUAAUUAAUUUAAAAAUUGAAAAAGUU
Messenger RNA from Hydra vulgaris (swiftwater hydra), 575 nucleotides. RefSeq names its product blackelin-4. Lineage: Eukaryota; Metazoa; Cnidaria; Hydrozoa; Anthoathecata; Hydridae. Gene Ontology annotation, molecular function: serine-type endopeptidase inhibitor activity. The record is from RefSeq and is a predicted model, not a curated record.